Gordionus sp. m RMFG-2023 is the source of this 1713-nucleotide messenger RNA. RefSeq names its product serine--tRNA ligase, cytoplasmic-like. The transcript is spliced from 11 exons. Gene Ontology annotation, cellular component: cytosol. The coding region runs from base 29 to 1549 and encodes 506 amino acids. Gene Ontology annotation, molecular function: tRNA binding; serine-tRNA ligase activity; ATP binding. Gene Ontology annotation, biological process: seryl-tRNA aminoacylation. The record is from RefSeq and is a predicted model, not a curated record. NCBI's taxonomy places the organism in Eukaryota, Metazoa, Nematomorpha, Gordioida, Chordodea, Parachordodidae.
ACCACGAUUUUUUAUUUUUAAAUUUCUUAUGGUGUUGGAUAUUGAUCUUUUAAGGGUUGAUAAAGGUGGAGACCCUGAUCUUAUAAAAGAAAACCAAAGAAGAAGAUUUAAAGAUCCAAAAUUAAUAGAUAUUAUUUUAGAAAAUGAUGAGAAUUGGAGAAAAUUACGUUUUAAUCUGGAUAAUUUGAACAAAAUAAAGAAUCUAUGUAGCAAAGAGGUUGGCGAGCGAAUGAAAAUUAAGACAAUUCAUGCAGAUCAAAAUGGUGAAGGUGAUAGGAAUUUACCGAAGAGUAUAAUAGAAGGACUAGAAAAUUUAUCGAUUCAGGAGUUAAAGCCAUUAAGUAUUCAGCAAAUUAAAAAUAUUAAGCCCUUAAUUGAAGAAAAAAUUAAUCAGUGCAAUAAACUUAGAAGUGAUUGCGAAAAUUCUAGAAAUGAAGCAUUAUCUGAGUUGGGAAAUUUAUUGCAUGUAUCUGUACCAAUAAGCAAUAAUGAAGAUGAAAAUAAAGUUUUAAAACUUUGGGGUGAUACUAAUAUAGAAAAAACAUAUUCACAUGUUGACUUAAUUCAAAUGAUAGAUGGAUUUGAUGGCGAUAGAGGAUCAGUUAUAUCUGGGAGUAGAGGCUAUUUUUUAAAGGGGCCAGCUGUGUUUUUGGAACAAGCUUUAAUUAGAUUGGCAUUUGAUAUUCUGCACGAUAAUGGUUACACUCCUUUAUCAACUCCUUUUUUCAUGAAAAAAGAAAUUAUGAAAGAGGUUGCUCAAUUGAGUCAAUUUGAUGAUGAACUCUAUAAAGUAAUAGGCAAAGAAACCUUUACAACUGAUAGCCUACAUAACCCCGAUUCAUCAAAUAACCCCGACGAAGACACCAAAUAUUUGAUAGCCACUUCAGAACAACCCAUAGCAGCAUUCCACAGAGAUGAAUGGAUAAAUGCCGGAGAUUUGCCACUCAGAUACGCCGGAAUUUCUAGCUGUUUUAGACAGGAGGCGGGAUCUCAUGGCAGAGAUACCAGGGGAAUCUUCAGAGUUCACCAGUUUCAAAAAGUAGAACAAUUUUGCAUAACUUCGCCCUUCGACGAUCUUUCUUGGAAAAUGUUUGAAGAGAUGCUCGGCAACUCCGAACUAUUCUGCCAGGUUCUAAAAUUACCCUACAGACUCGUGGCUAUCGUUUCUGGCGCCCUAAAUAACGCAGCUAGUAAGAAGAUUGAUUUAGAAUCCUGGUUCCCUGGCAGUAAAGCGUUUAGGGAAUUGGUAUCUUGUUCUAAUUGCUUGGAUUAUCAAUCCCGUCGUCUGAGAAUUCGGUACGGACAAACUAAGAAAAUGGACGGAACCGUGGAUUACGUUCACAUGCUAAACGCUACCAUGUGCGCGACGACGCGUACCAUAUGCGCAAUUUUGGAAAAUUAUCAAACCGAAACCGCUAUUUUGAUUCCGAGUGCCUUGAGGAAUUACAUGCCAACAAAAUACAAAGAUUCUAUUCCAUUCGUUAAACCAGCUCCAAUCGAUGUGAUCGAAAACAAAUCCAACAAAAAGGACCCAAAAAUGAAAAAUUGAAUAAAUUUCUAAUUUUGCUUAUGUAUUAAAUAGGACUAAAUCAUUUAUCCUUCUUAAAUAUUCCGGGAAAUCUGAUUAAAUUUAAACACAUAAAUAAGCAUUGCUAUUUUUUUAUAUCAAAUCCUGUUAUAAAUUCUGAAAAGAAUUUAGAAAAAUAUUAUUGA